UGGGAACACAUUUUCUAUGUCCUCUUUAUCAAUCCAGAUCCAAUGGGUCUUCUCCUACAGCCAUGCCCAGUUUGAAGAAACCCGGCAUCAGGUCCACAAGCAGCCACUAGUGGGACAAUGGAAGCCAUUUGCCACAGCCACUAGAGAACAGGAGCUGCAGCACUCGGAGCCUCCUGGCAAGGACUGUGACAGUGGGGAUGAGAACCAGUCGAUGGCUCAGCUCAAUGUCUCCCGCUUGCGCAGUUCCUCUGUGGAGAUCCGUGAGAAGGGGUCAGAGUUCCUGAAAGAGGAGCUCCGCAGAGCUCUGAAGGAGCUGAAGUUAAAAGAUGAAGAAUGUGAAAAGCUUUCCAAAGUGAGAGAACAGCUGGAGCAGGAACUGGAAGAGUUAACAGCAAGCUUGUUUGAGGAGGCACAUAAGAUGGUUCGGGAAGCAAACACCAAACAGGCAGCAUCAGAAAAACAGCUGAGGGAAGCACGAGGGAAGAUUGACAUGCUGCAGGCAGAAGUGACAGCCUUGAAGACUCUGGUGAUAACAUCCACCCCUUCCUCUCCAAACCGGGAGCUGCACCCCCAGCUCCAAAGCCCCUCGAAAACAGCCUUCAGGAAAGGGCACGGGCGCAACAAAAGCACCAGCAGUGCUGUUGUCACUGCCACAAACCAGAGCACACCCUCGGAGCCAGUUGGCAGUGAGCUCAAAGAGGCUAUCCACAUCACCUAUGAGCCAGGCUGGCAGUCCCUGGCAACAGACUCUUCCUUCUCUUCUGCUCCUUCACGGCAGGUGGAUUCCAUCUUGUUUGCAGAAUUUCAGGCUUGGAAGGAGUCUCCAUCUUUGGAUAAAUCAUGUCAGUUUCUGGAGAGAAUAUACCAGGAAGAUGUGGGCCCUUGUCUAGACUUCACCAAACAUGAGCUGUCAGAGUUGGUUCAGGCAGCCGUGGAGCAGAACACACUCACUAUUGAACCAGUGGCUACUCAGACUCUUCCUGUGGUGAAGGUGUCAGCCAUUGAGUGUGGUGGACCAAAUGGAUUCCGGUCCCAAAUUGUAACGAAGUGUGCUCUGAGCGGCCUUUCCCGAGCAUGCAGACAUCGCAUCAAACUGGGGGACUCUGGGAAUUAUUACUACAUUUCUCCUUCCUGCAGGGCCAGGAUUACAGCAGUAUGCAACUUCUUCACCUACAUACGCUAUAUCCAGCAGGGACUGGUAAGGCAAGACGUAGAACUGAUGUACUGGGAAAUCAUGCGGCUCAGGAAAGAAAUGUCCCUUGCCAAGCUGGGGUUCUACUCCAGUGAGAUGUAGCUUGGCACUGCCAGUCUUAAAGGGUGUCACCAUACAGAUACACCAGACAG
Messenger RNA from Heteronotia binoei (common prickly gecko), 1344 nucleotides. RefSeq names its product guanine nucleotide exchange factor for Rab-3A-like. Gene Ontology annotation, cellular component: Golgi to plasma membrane transport vesicle. Gene Ontology annotation, molecular function: guanyl-nucleotide exchange factor activity. Lineage: Eukaryota; Metazoa; Chordata; Lepidosauria; Squamata; Gekkonidae. The transcript has 11 exons. The record is from RefSeq and is a predicted model, not a curated record. Gene Ontology annotation, biological process: exocytosis. The coding region runs from base 17 to 1294 and encodes 425 amino acids.